AGUCACUUAACAGGUUUGCUUGGAUUGAAGGGGAGAAACAAUACCAAAUGUCUGAUAGAUGUAUAAUAUAAGGAAUUAGAUGGUCUUAAUUAUUAAUAUUCCAAGGUUAAUGGUGGCAAAGAUUAAUAUUCUACAUUCAUUCCAGGUUGUGUACAUCAGUGUUUUUGUCCUAUAUGUCUUCUUAGGAUCAUAAGAAGUCUUUGAUCCAUGUUAACAAGUAUUGAUCAUUGAAAGGAAUAUAGUCUCUUCCUCUGAAACACCAAUUUUCGUUUCAUGAGCAAAGGUCGAUAUUAUCUGGAUUUUAACUUCCUUAAAUAAGAAUGAAAGACUGCAAGUCAGAAAAUUAAUGACUACUGUUGUCUCCAUUUUCAUUUUUAUGUUUAUAUUCUUUUAUAUCCUUAUGUUUAUUUUCUUUCAUUUCCAUAUAUUCCAUGUGUUUUUUUUUUUUUUUUUUUAGUUCCUACAGAAAUUUUUUUUAAACUCUUUGUUUUCAAGUUCUACUUUCAUCUGAGCAGUUUCAGGAGUUUUCUUCACCCAUAGUUACCCUUUAUUCCCAUCACCUUCAUUUCACCCUUUGCUUUGCCAACUGACCCUUGUGGUGCUUGAUGCUCCUGAUUAAAUUACCAUGACCUUUACUUUUUAGCAUGGCACAUGGCAUACAUAACUCUUUUUACCCUGCCUGUUUAUAUCUUCUGUAUUUGCAUAUGAAUUUUCUUCUAUAUAGGUUGCUUUUUUUUGGGUGAUGCUGGGAAUUGACCCCAGGGCCUUGUGCAUGUGAGGCAAGCACUCUACCAACUGAGCUAUAUCCCAAGCCCUAGAAUGCUCUUUUGGGUAGUAGGAAAAAUCCUGUUUAUCAGUCAGUACCAAGCAUAGUGCUUCACUUUGCAAAAAUUAAUCACCAGUUCCUCUGUGCUGCACUCAGACUAUAUUUAGACACUAUAAUUUUCUUGUGGUCUGGGAAUUUAUUAAAUAAUGCUUACCUUUGUUUUCUCAAUCAUCUGAAACAAUCAUUGACAUUAGGGAAGUGUUUUUUGUUGUUGUUGUUUUUUAAAGAGAGAAUUUUUUUAAAUCUUUAUUUUCUUUAGGGUUCGGCAAACACAACAUCUUUGUUUGUAUGUGGUGCUGAGGAUCGAAUCCGGGCCGCACGCAUGCCAGGCGCGUGCGCUACUGCUUGAGUCACAUCCUCAGCCCAGGGAAGUGUUUUAUGCCUUGCUGAAGUGUUAAGUACAGAUUUGUUUUAUGAAAUUGAUAAGGUUUCAGAGGUAGAGGUUACUUGGACAUCACAAUGUAAGAAGACUAGAAAAAGGAGAAACUAGGAUAUUGUAUCUUACACUUAUUUUUAUUGUCAGAGUCAUUGUGCUGAUGCACAGGUGACCUUGGCUUUCCUCUGUGUGUGUGUAUGUAUGUGGUGCUUGGGAUGGAACCCAAGGCCUGCUGUAUGCUAGGCAAAUACUCUCCCAGUGAGCUACAUCUCCAGCCCUACACUUCAGUUUUAAUGUACCAUAUUAUUUCUGUCAUGCAUUGUAAAUGGUUUUAAAAAUAUUUUUCUCACAUGAAGGAUAAACAACUUAAAUGGAACCUCACCACUGGCAUCACAAACUGUGUUUUUUUUUUUUUUGGUUGACCAUUUUAAGGAGCAGUUUAUUAUAACAUGUUAAUAUAGAAUGUGGGUAGGGAUCAUAUGUUUGUUAACAGUGUGCCUGUACACAGUGGUUCUUAAACUCUUUGGUCUCAUGUUACUAGGAGUUUCUAGGGAAUAGGGGAGACCAAAGUAAUAAUACAUUCUUACUGUAUUUAAAAUUCUAAAUACUUUUGAUUGGGUGGCCUGUAUUUCUAAUUUUUGGAAACCUGAACACUUCUCUUUCAGCUCUGACAUGGAACAUCUUAAAAGUUAUCACAGUUAUCUUCACAAAAAGAAAAAUUUCGCUGAAAAACAGAAAAUCAAUAUCUUUUUUAAAAAAAUCUAGCAGAUAAUUAAGGGAAAAAUGGCCACCCUAAAACUAGAGAUGUAGGGAAAUGCAGAAAAUAACAAUUGAGAUUAGCUUAUCAGGAAUAAAAUUCUUUUUGAGGCAGUGAGUGGUAGGAACAUUUAAGGUAGAUCAUUUAUGAAUUGCUGGAGGCAAGUAAAAUUCUUGUGAGAAAAAUUCCUAGGACCUCAUUUGUAGGAAACCUGUGUACUUUACAGGGUUUUAUAUCCAGGAGCUCCACCAGGUUUUCAGAAAAGGAGACACAUCCCCUUUUGCUUUGUUCAGCGGCAGGGAAGAAGUAACCACUUUGAAGAACUAUCCACAGCUUUCUCCUUAACAAAGGCCUCAAGAGAAGCUACUAGAACCUUAUGUGAUUUGGAGGAAGGGCAAUUAGACAACUCAGGGUCUUUCUAGCCUUCAGUCUCAUAGGAGGGUAGGGAAGGCUAAAGAAGUGCUUUUUAGGGUGACAGAUGAGGGAUUCUGCUUACUGAAUAAACAGAUUUUCGUAAGUUGAUAGAAAUACCCCCUCUACCCAGUUCUUUACCACCACAUUGAUAGGUCUCCAGUGGAUUACAAUUGAGAGUUGCAAGACCUCAUGUUACUAGGAGUUUCUAGGGAAUAGGGGAGACCAAAGUAAUAAUACUAAAGGGAACUGAAGCUUUUGAUGCCUUCAACUACAAAAACAUUAAACACAGUUUAACUUCUUAUCAGGUCAACAUAAACUUCACAUGAGAAGCCUGAUGACCUUAGGUCCUAUACAUUCCACCAAAUCAUAUUUUUCAUCAAAAAAUAAAGCGUGAUCCCAGGUAUCUUAAGGAAGGCUAAAAAGGUUAAAAAAAAAAAAAGCAUUAGAAUAAUUUGUAGAUAUGACAUUGAUUUUUGAAUCAUUUUAGUCAACUUUUUCGCUGCUGUGACUAAAAGGACCUGACCAGAAUAAUUAAUUAUAGAGGAGCAAAGCUUAUUUGAAGGCUUAUGGUUUCAGAGGUCUCAAUUCAUAGACAGCAGGCUCCAUUCCUCAGGGCUCAAGGUGAGGCAGAACAUCAUGGUGGAGGAUAGCAGCUCAAAUCAUGAUUAGGAAGCAGAGAGAGACAGGUCAGAUAUAAAUAUAAAUCCCAAAGCCAUGCCCCAAUCCCACCUCCUUCAGCCACACCCUACCACUCAAGUUACCAAUCAGUUAAUCCCUAUCAGGAUUAAUUUACUGAUUAGGUUAACACUCUCACAAACCGGUCAUUUCUCCUCUGAACCUUUUUUGCAUUGUCUCAGUGAGUUUUUCAAGAACACUACAUCCAAACCAUAGCAAUUAUCAAAUAGGGAAUAUAAGUAAGAAUGGAUCUAAUGGGGAAAGUAUGUUGCAUGCAAGAACAGAUGGGUAAUGCAAGCAAAGAAUGAUAACUUGCUAAGAGCCACAGCCAAGUAGUGUGAUGCAUGGCAUUUUUGGUUGAAAGGUGACAGACAGCAAGCCAUUGAGAUGAUAUGAUUAUGUUAAGAUCUGCAUUCAUGUGGAUAUUAGACCCCUGCUGUCCACCUUGGCCUGCUACGGGACUCCUGGAGAGUUCCCAUUGGUUGGGGAAGUGCGGUAGGAGGGAAUUCCGGAGGAGGGAUUUCCUGUUGCCCGCCCGGGAGAACCAUGGGUCGGUUGGCAUUUUUUCCCCAGGAGCAUACGGGGCAUUGGCGGGGAGUUUCAAAAAAAAAAGUUUGUUCCUGUUUGAGUGGCUCGUGAUUUUGUGCCCAGCCAGACUGCAGCAAUAACUCUACAGAUAAUUUAAAGAGACGUGAUGUCAAAAGCACUGUGACAGAAGUGAAGAAUGCCUUUGGUGGAUUUAUCAAGAGGCUGGAUAAGCUAAGGGAGAAAAUCAGUGAGCUUGAAGAUAGGUCAAUAUAAACUUCCUCAGCUGGAAAGCAAAGAAAAUAGAGAAUGAAAACAACACCUAGGAACUAGGAAACUUGUAACAUGGAGGUAAGACUAUCAGAAGAAAAAGAAAUGUUAAAUAAUAUUGGCUAGGAAUUUUCCAAAACUAAUGAUGGUCACCAAGCCACAGAUGCAGGGAUGUCAGAAUAUCAAGCAAUAUAACUAAAAAAUAUCUAUGUUUACACAUAUAACAAGUUUCAGACAAUCAAAGUCCAAAAGUCAUUGAAAGAGGCCUCAAGAAGAAAUACAGAGAGGAAAAAGAAUAAGAAUUACAGAUUUCUCAUUAGAAACUGCAAACAAUAAGAGAACAGAAUGAAAUAUUUAUAGUUUUGAACAUCAAGUCUGGAAUCUGUCUAGAAUUUCUGAUUAUCCCUUAAAAGUGAAGGAGAAAUAAGACCUAUCCAAAUCUGAGAGAAUUUGUUACUGGUAGAGCUUCCUCAUAAGAAAGGGGAAAAUAAAUUUCUUGGAGAGAAGGAACUUGAUAUCAGGAACUGAAAUCAACACACAGGAAUAGCAUCAAAGAAGGAAUAAAUGAAGGCAAAAUAAAAUUCAUAAUUCUAUGCACAUAAUGACCCAUCAUAAUGCGAAGCAAAAAAUAUAUGGAGAAUUGUAAAAAAGAGGUUGACAAAUGCAUUAUUAUGGUUACAAACUUCGAUAUCUUGUAUCAGUAAUUGACAGGUCAAUCAGACAGAAAAUCAGGAUAUAAUUGAACUGAACAGUACUACUGUCCACUGGACCUAAAGAACAUUUAUAGAAUGCUUUCUCAAACUCACAUGGAACGUUUGCCAAGGUGGAACAUAUUCCAGACCAUGAAACACCUCAACAAUUUUAGAAGUAAUUAUACUAACUAGGUUCUCAGAUUCCAAUGACAUUAAAUUAGAAUUCAAUAACAGAAAGAUGGCUGGCUUAAGCUACAUAAAAGAUUAAACAACAUACUUGUAAAUAACACAUGGUUCAAAGAAGUUUCAAGAGAAAUUAAUAUUUUGAACUAAAAAUUACAACUUGAGGUUUGCAUGAUGCAGUAAUGGCAUUACUUGGAAGAAAACUGAUAGCAUUAAAUGAACAGAAAAUCAGACCUAAAAUCAGUUAAGCUUCUAGCAUAGGAAGCUAGAGAAAGAAGAGCAAUAUAGACCUAAGGCAAGCAGAAGAGUAAAAUUAGGAAAUCAAUAGAAAUACAAAAGAUGGUUCUUUGAAAAGAAUAAAAAUGGAUAAGCCUGUAGUCUGGCUAAGAAAAAAAGACAGAUUAGUAUUAAAAACUCUUAAAAGGGACUAAUAGUACUGAUUUCAUGAAUAUCAAAAAAAAGUUAGCAAAGUAAUAUUAAUGAACAACUAUGUACACAAAAUUUGAGAAAGAUGAAAUUGACUAAUUCAAGGAUAUAGUAUACCAAAACUUAGGAGAAAUAAAUAAUCUAUAUAAACACACACACACACACACUCUCACAGUUUUGAGACAUGAUCCUGUGUUGCCUAGGCUGGCCUUGAACCUGAGAUCCUCUUGCCUUAGCCUCUUGAGUAGCUGGGAUUGUAGGCACUAGCCACCAUGCCUGAUGUAUAUCCAUUACACCAAAUCAAUAACCUUUCAAAAAAGACCCGGUGGAUUCACUGAUGUUUUUCCAAACAUGUAAGAAAGAAAUGAUAAUAUAAUUUUAUACAGUCCCUUCCAGAAAUUAGAGAGGGAACACUUCUUAAUUCAUUUCAUGAGCCAACAUUAUGCUAGUUCCCAAACAAGGUAAAGACAUUAGAACAAUGAAAGCAUUCAGGCCAAUAUAUCUCCUGAACACAGAUGGAAAAAUUCAACAGAAUAUCAAGUUGAAGUAAAAAAUGUAUACAAAAUACUAUACAUAAGGAUCAAGUGGGAUUUAUUCAAGGUAUGUGAGAUAUUAUGUUCCUGCUUCAACAAAAGCCAAUUAACAUAAUCCAUCAUAUUAAGAGCUCCCACAGUGAAUAGGAGUAUGCCUUCCAUAUAGUCCUCACCAAGUCAUGUAAGUCAAUUUCACCAGCAAUGUUUCCCCUCAUUUGGAGACCUGGGGAGAAUAGCAGUUAUGAUUUCUCUGUAGUCCGCUGAAGAGCAGUGUAUUGAGACUGAAGGAAGAUGAUUGUACUAGAAGCAUUUAAAUGCAUUGUACAAAACAACAACAAAAACCCUGUGGUUCAUAAUAAAACAUGAUUUCUGAUUUGUAAUCUUUUCAUAUAAAUGGAACAAAAGCCUUUUAUUUUUACCUGAAACUAACUCAUUUUAAGAAAAACACAUUUAUUGUAGGAAAAUCAGAAAGUAAACAUAAUGAAAAAAAACUUCAUAAUUGUUAACUUCAUAUAUAUGCUUUUCCAUCAAAUUUCUAAAAUGUUCUAGGGAAUGGGAAUAUCAAAAUGAAUAAGAGAGACAGUGUCUACUCAUGGUAUUUACAUUCUAGGUGGAGACAUGGUAAGCACUAAAAAACACAAUAGCUUUUUAAAAUAUAAUUUUAAAAAGGUGAUAGGAUAGAUAGGGACUGCCUUGUAGGUGGAGGCUCCAUGUGGGCAAAGAGUGCAUCUUGACAAAUUUUAGCAAAAACAUAAGAGUAAGGCACUUUAUGGGGGGGGGGUGCAUUUUAGGCAAAGAAAUGGGCAAGGGGCUAAGGCCCGAGGCAAGAAGCAGCUGAGUGUGUCUGCACAAUAGGGAAAAUGGGUGUUGGUGAGAGGAAGCGAUGUGGGAGUGAUGGUGGAAAAGGGGUGGCAAAGGGUCAGAUUCUGAGGAUCUCUGUAGAUCAGAUAAUGAGUCUGGAUUUUACUCUCAAGUCAGUAAGUACUUUUAGAGCAGAAGAAAAAGACCGAAGAAUCUCUCAUUGGCUCUUUGGAUCUUAGAAGCAGGUGUAGAUGGGAUCUCAAGGUGAAAGCCCUUUCUAAUGCCCAGUAACCCUGCUGGGUUGAACUGGAGAAUGCGUUCCCAGUUGGGUCUACAGCCGGUGCUACAGUAGCAAAGCCAAUACCUGUGAUACAGCAAAAGAAGCGUUUCAGUGGGAUAUCUCCGAAGGCUCUACCUUGCUCCAGGACUCUCAGGUAAUUGAUGGGUCCUUUACUGCAGCUGCUUUGUAGUUCAUGGGUUCACCAGUGCUCCUUCCUUCACCCUUCACAAAGGUGAAAGCACGCCCCAGGAAAAUUCUUGUGUACAAGCCCCUGAGGUCAGGAUAUGUCUACCAGAAUCCCCACCCAUGACGGCCAGUACCAAGAGUGUGUUGGGAAUGGGCCCACCACUGAAUCCCACUAAGCUUGCAUCUUUCCAUAUAAGCCAUGCUAAGCAAAGGCUGAAUUAUAACUAACCGAGGCUUGAUGAUCCUCCAGGAUCAAGGCAGGAGAAGAGGCUUGUAAGGAGCUGCUACAAGGCCAUUUCUUAUACAAUACCUUUCUCCCCUGGAGUUAUAUCAUACGUCCCCAUGGCCUCUGUGGUUCUGAGGAAGUAUGAGCUCCCUGCCCUGCCCUCAGCCUCAGAAUAGAACUUCAGAAUAUUAAACUACUCAGCUUCAGUCUUUUGACUGCUUAGCAACAAAAUGUCCCACAACUCAUGUUGCCAUCAGUCACCCAUUUUGUUUUUGAGUGUGAAAUAAGGAUUUUGGCACCUUUGCCUAAUCUCCCUUUCACUGUCUAUGUAAGUAACAUAAUUAUAUGCACCUAGAAGUGGAUUGUUGUGCCUUAGCUGGUAGAAUAACUGGGGCCUUGAAUUAAUUAUGUGUGCUUAACAGUGCUACGCUACCCUACCUUCACUUACAUCAGCCUUUUGACCUGCAACCUCUUAUAUACACAUAUCUUCUUGUAUAUGCAAUCUUGGAGAGGAGCAGAGAAGAUUUAAAAAGUAUUUAUGAUCUGAAUAAACAGCAGGGCAAACCCUGCUAUUAUAAAUUCCACAGGUACACAGUGCCUAUCAUGUACUAGUGCUGAGAUGCGCUAGCAACGAGCUCUAGAUCAAUGCUGAUUAACAUGUGAGUGCAGAAAAAAAUGCUCUAGAUCUAAUGUUGAUUAACAUGUGAGUGAGUGCAGAAAAAAGGGAAUGCUUGGUCUCCUGGAACUACUGAUGUAGAUCAGUCAUGCAGCUGCUGUGUUCCCACAUAGAUCUAUUUGUAGCUGGAAUUGAUAAGUUUCCCUGGAAGUCAGCUGGAACCUAACCAGAUUAUUGUGAGAGACCAGCAUUAUAAAAACAACUACACUCAAAGCUGCCUAUCCAUUUGUCAAGAUAGAGGUCAAAAGAAGCCUUGUCUCAUUGCCCCUUUUAAUUUUUUUUUGAUUCUGGGGAUUGAACUCAGAGGCACUUGACCACUGAGCCACAUCCACAGCCCUAUUUUGUAUUUUAUUUAGAGACAGGGUCUUACUGAUCUGCUUAGCACUUUGUUUUUGCUGAGGCUGGCUUUGAACUCAUCAUCCUCCUGUCUCAGCCUCAUAAGCCAUUGGGAUUACAGGAGUGCACCAUCUCACCCAGAGCCCCUUUUAAUUUUGCCAUGUUCUGCAAAUAAAUUUGAUAGGAAGAAAAAUGACCAGAGUUUUCAAUGAGAUCAAUUAAGUCCUUAUUUCAAAGAUUUUUUUUUUUUAAUAACCUGGCUGGGGUGUCUAGCUUAGCAUGUGUGAGGCCCUGGUUUUGAUCCCUAUUACCACCACAUAAAAAAGCUAACAUUUUAGGGUUGGGAUAUAGCUCAGUGGUAGAAGCACUUCCCUAGAAUGUGUGAAGCCCUAGGUUUGAUCUCCAGCACCACAAAACAAAAAUAAAGAAUCAGUGCUGAACACUGGAGAAGUAUUUGCUCUCAUACAUUCUUCUUUAAAAAUUAUUUUUUAAGUAAUAGAUGGACACAAUACCUUUUGUUUCAUUUAUUUGUUUUUAUGUGGUACUGAGGAUUGAAUCCAGUGCCUUACUAGGCAAACGCUUUACCACUGAGCCACCACUGCAGCCCCUCUCAUAGACUCUUAGUGGAAGAUGAUGUAAUGCAAAUAUCAUAUCUCUUUAGGAUAGUAAGGCAGUAUAUAUAAAUAUGGCAUUUUAUCUGGCAACUCUAGGAAUUUAUCUUUAUAAAAUAAUAGAAUAUAUGCAUAAACAUGUAUAUAAGAAUGUUAAUUAUGGCAUGCUUAUAAAAGUAUUAGAGAUAUUUUUGCAGAUUAUGCAAAUUAUGGUAAACAUUUGCAAAGAAUUACUCUGCAGUUACUUUUUCAACUGAGGCAUAGAUAGCUAUAGGAAAGAUACCUGUGAUGUAUAUAUGAAGAAAAUCUAUUUGAAGAAUGUGAAGUAUAAUCUGACAUUAAAAAAUAUGGAAGUAUUUUUAAAAUCUGGAAGGAGAAAGGAAAAUAACAUUGUCUAUGAGUGAAUAAGUUUAUAGAAUUUUUAAAAAAUUGUCUUUGCUUCCUAUUUUUUCUAUCACAUGUAUUAUUCUUAUGAUAACUAUUAUUUUUAAGUAGCUGGGCAUGGUGGUGCAUCCUGUAGUCCCAGAAACUUGGGAGGCUGAGGCAGGAGGUUUGCAAGUUCAAAGCCAGCCUCAGCAAUUUAGCAAAACCCUCAGAAACUUAUCAAGACCCUUUCUCAAAAAAAGUGUGUGUGUGUGUGUGUGUGUGUGUGUGUGUGUGUGUGUGUAGGGGGAACUGGGGAUGUGGUAGGGUUGUGGAUCAGUGACUGAGUGCCCCUGGGUUAAAUACUCAGUACCUAAAAAAAUGAAAAAAAAUUUUUUGAGUAAAAAAAUAAUAAAACGGGGCUGGGAUAUAUAGCUCAGUUGAUAGAGUGCUUGUCUUGUAUGCAUAAGGCCCUGGGUUCAAUCUGCAGCUCAAAAACAAACAAAAUAAUAAUAAAAGAUCCUUUUCUUUAAUCACUGUAUUCUUUUUGGCCAAAAACAAGACAUAAAAACAAAAAUUAUUGUUCCUUUAUAGGAACAAUAAUGUGAUUACAAAUUACAUGUUUUAUUACCAAGUGUUUUUAAAAAUGCAGUUAAAGAUUCUUUUACUAAAUUCAUCUUUCCUCAGCCCCUGAUAUAUUCUCUUCUCUUCUAUGGAUUCUAUUUGGAGAAAUCAUAAAUGCUUUUCUUCCCAAAGAUUCCAAGGAGAACUCAAUCCUUGGUGGACUAUUUUUUGUUGAGUUAAAUACAGUUUGUGUAGCCAAAUGACUGUAUGGGGUUCCACCUGGGCGGUGGGGCCCCACUCAUUGGAAAGGUCAACUCAGUGCUAACUGUGGUCCAAAGCUGGCAAAUCAAGCUAUAAGGCCAGCCUAGGAGGCAUGAGCUGGGAGAGAACCACAAAACCCUAACCCUACAAUUCAGUCCCAACGAGAACUGUGUCUGGAUAAGAAAUUAAAGCAUCAGAUCACCUCUCACUUUGAGUAGAGGCUUCCAUCUACAAAGGAAGAAAGAAUUCCCCAGUGUGAGGAAACAUUUAGGAAAAGAAUUCAGCUGUUCUAUAGGUGACAGGAACUACCACAUCACAAUGAUGGUGAUAAUGGCUAGUAUUUGUUGAGUGAUGAUGUUUGUGUCCAGCUCUGGAUCUUACAGAUAUUUAACCGUUACAGAGAGACCCUGUGGGGUAGCUAAUACUGUUAGCAUCCCCAUUUUAUUAGUGAAAGCAAUUGUAAGCAGGAAACACCAGCAUAGGGAGGUUAAAAACCUGCCCAAAGCCACACAGUAAGAAAAAGGGUCAGGAAUUGGUUUCAGUUAGUCUGGUUCAAGAGAUAGACUGUAAACCACAAAACUCACAAUUUCAAAACAUUGUGUUCUAUUAGAAUUGGUUGUGAGCUAUUGCCUUCUGUUUGUCUCAAUUUCAACUCAGAAAGAUGGAUAGUUUAAUGCUGGUUACUUAUAAGCAGGGUAUAAAUGAAAUAAUAUUAGUCAAGGUUUACUGCCAUGUCUGAGUUUACUGCUCUGUCUGAAUUUAGAGGUUCAGGUGGAGAAAGUCGUUCCAGAUUAACAAAAUUGAGGUUUGAGUAAUUGCUCAUAUGUGCCAGCACCUAAUGACCUAUGUGGAUCCAGAGUUCCUGCCCUAAUGGCACUCACAAACACUUUGAGUAAGCAAACUUCCAAUGCAGCCAGUAACCCCUGGAACUUACAGGUAACUCACAGAGCAACCAAGUAGCCACAGGAAUAGAGGGAAUUUGGGAAAUGAAAUGGUCAAUUGCAUAGUAGCAAGCCUGGCUCCUUAGUGAUAUCCAGGCCCAUUCAAGGCUAUAUCCCUGCCUCAGUGGGAAGGAAUUGAGAGAAACUUAGAAAAAUGAAACAUUUUUGAAUGGGAAAAAAAGUCACAUCUAUUUCAACUCAGGUUCAGUAGAUUCUUGUACUCAGGACAAAUGUCUAGUCAGCUAGAUAAAGCAGGCACUGGAAAUCCUUAAGACAAAAAAAAAAUUAAGUUUUUUCAGCUGGGCAUAGUGGUGCACACCUGUAAUCCCAGUGGCUUGGGAGGCUGAGGCAGGAGGCUUGUGAGUUCAAAGCAAGUCUCAGCAAAAACAAGGAGCUAAGCAACCCAGACACUGUCUCUAAACGAAAAGAAAGGGAGGAAGGAAAGAAGAAGCAAUUAAUGCCAGAGGGGGAGAGAUAGGAAUCAGUGAAGCUUCACGGGGGAGGUAGCAUUUGCAAGAAGUCUCACAAAGUUGGUGUUUGUUGAAACAGAUAAAGGAGAGGACACCUGGAGGGCCCUUUAGCCAAGGAUGGGGUGUGGGGAAAUGCAGGCCAUGAGGCUGAAAGGUAAGUUGUGUUGAGUUGUAGACAGGAUGAUAUGUGAAGGAUCUAGGGGGCAAAUUUUAAGGAGGCACUCACUCUCAGGCUUAGGCAAGAGUAGGGUUAGUACAGUGGUUGUGGCCAAUAAGCAAAGAAUUGACUUCAAAAUCUCUUAUAUGGGUGAUUUCCAUUUUGAGAAGAUGUACUUUUCCUUAUUCUAUGUGAAACUAAAACCUUGGACAUUAUAUAUAAAAGAGCAUAUGUUUCAGACAAGUAGAAGAAUUCUGACUAGUUAGAGACCUUGAGAAUCCAAGGAAUGUCAUGGUGGUGAAUUCCCUGGGUUUUGUUUUUGCCUUAUAUUUCCACAUUUGGGGCUGAAGGUGCCUGCAACUUGGAAACACCAGUGAGUUCAGGCAAAAGUCUCCAACAAAACCAUACUCUGUUUAACCAAAGGACCAGGAAAUGGGCAGCCUAGCAAGACAGAAAACUUUUACGAAGUUUCUGCUGCAUUCUGACAAACACAAGGUAAACUGUGGCCAGACUCCAAUCCCACUAGAAAAGACUGAAUGUAGGGUGUAGACUUCACCAGACUGUAUUCUCACCAGACUGUAAAAUGGUGUCUCAAACUACUCUUCCAUGCCUGGAUGGUGUCAGAGAAGUCUCAGUAGAGCUGAGACUCAACCCUGGGUGGUAAUAAUUCUCCAUCCAUGUGGUAUCAGUAGAGACCCUUGGGGAAUUGAGAUUUCCAUCCUUACCCUGUUGGUAAUGAGAUACCCUCCUACCCAACUGCUGGGGUAGCAUCAGAAGGAGGCCUAUUGGAAACUGCACUGUCUGGAAACCAAAGCCACAAGGAGAUUUUUCUGUAAUUGUCUCUAUAAGAACCUGGUUGAAGUCCUAGAGGCAAAUCUCAUGAAAAUGUACCCCCGUCCCAACCAAAACAAAAAUUGGGCCUCAGGGAGUUUUAAUCUCUCAAAAUAGUUCUCAUUCAGCCUCCAGUAAGACAUUAAUUACCAUUUAAAUAUUCCUACCAGUUGCUGGCUCUGAUGGUGGAUUCUGUUCCUGGUAAGCUGUAGUGCUUUUUAUUCAUCUGUCUACCCAUUUUAUUCCUUUUUAUUUAUUUAUUUAUUAUUAUUAUUAUUAUUAUUAUUAUUAUUAUUAUUAUUAUUAGUGAUGCCUUUUGCCCUGCUUGAAUUCUCUGGUUGACUUCUGCAGAGUUGCUGAUUUUUCAGUUUGUUCAGCAUUUCUCUUGUUGUGAGGAUGAUAGUAACAGUUCCCAAGCUCUUUACAAGUGGGAACAGAAACUGAAAGUCCUGUGUUAAUUUUUAUCCAUUAUUUUAUUUAUUAUUUAGAUUUGUUCUUCAGUUUGGGUAAUCUCAAUAUAUCUUUAAGUUCACUGAAGUUUUCAUUGUUUAUCCCUUUUUGUGGGCCACACUUUCUUGUUUCUUUAUAUAUCUUAAGUCUUUCUAAAAUUUAGACAUUUAAAAUAAUAUAUCAUGGAGCCAGGUGCAGUGGCCUAUAAUCCCAGCGACUCGGGAGGCUGAGGCAGUAGGAUUGUGAGUUCAAAGCUAGCUUCAGCAAAAGUGAGGUGUUAAGCAACUCAGUGAGACCCUAUCUAAAUAAAAUGCAAAAUACCUGGUACCCUCCUGCCAAAAAAUAUAUAUUUAUAUUUAUAUUUAUAUUUCAUGGCAUCUUUGGAAAUCAGAUUCUUUCCUCUCUCUAGGGUUUGCUGUUUCUGUUGCUUAGUAUAGUUGUGUAGUUGUUGUUUACUGUUUUUUUUUUUUUUUCCUCUCGAAUAGUUCUGUAAAGUCUGUAUUCUUUGUCAUAUGUGGACACUGAAAAAUCUACUGAUUAGCUUAGUGGUCUCCUAACAAAUGGGCAAAUAUUUCUUUAAAUGUCUGCAAAAAUGGAAUACCCUAGUCAUUGUUGAGUGGCUUUGUUUGCAUGUGAGGCAUGCCUUCAAAGCUCAGCCAAGCAGUUGAAAACUCUUCCUUGGCCUUUUCUUCCUGCUUGGGAAGAGCCUCAAGGUCAGCUCGAGGAUAUAGCUUUGGACUUAACCUUGAGCCUGCUCACAGUCCUGGACAUGCAUACAGCCUUACACAUGUGCAUGAUCUCCUAGACUUCUGGGAACACGUUAGAGCUUUUCAAAAUUCCUGCAGUUUUGGGAUUUGGGGACAUAAUGUUUCCCCAGGUUUUCCUGUAAGCUUUUUUGGCCAAUCUAUCAUUUGCCCCAAAUGUUAUCCACUACGUUAGGCAGGAAGUUAAAAGAAAAUUGCCUGGAAUAGUUUUUGCUGGAGUUCUGUUGGGAGAAGGAUUAUUACACUGGGUGAUCUUCAGGUCAGGUCAGCUUUGCAAAUGUGGUCUUAAAGGUAACCAGCAAAAAGUUCAAACAAUGAGAGAGUUAUUUGUUAAUGAGGACUUGAAAGAGCUCCACCUUUGUUCUGUUUCUCUGGUAGCUGCUCUGGAACAUAGGCUGUUAUUUCAAGGUUACUAUGGAGCUAAAGAGCAAGUGAUGGGACAAUGCCACAGGGUUUGCUAUUUAUACUGAUAUUUGGUUGUUUCUCUUGAAUUAAUGCUUUUUGGAAUGCUGCAAGGCUUUAGUUGAUUUCAAGAGUUAAGAAAAAAUUGUUCUUAAAAAAAUAUUGCUUGACUUGUAUUUGUUUUAUGGAACGACUUUGUGGAAGUUCUUAUGCCACCAUUUUUGUUGACAUCUACUGUGCUGUUCUUGAUCUCAUCCAGUUUGUAGCUAGAGCAGUAAGGAAGUUGUAGUUAAAAUAAUUCCGUGCCUUUGCUGGAUCAAAGUACCUUGAAAUUAUAGAAUCCUGAAUAAAGUGGGUAGCCUACUCAAAUUACUUUGAGCCUUUUUAUCUUGUCUAAAAAGCACGGUAUGAUACCAAUGAACCUAUAUCUGAAUCCUGUUAAAUGGCUACAUACUAUUUCACAGGGUGGCUAAAAUAUAAAGUCUAAACAGUUUUCUAUAAUUGACCUUUUAGAUUCAUGAGCAUUUUUAGAUAUUAUUCUCUCCACAUUACUUCCCUUUUAUUUUAUCCAGAUUUGCUUUGGAUUAGCAAUCAGAAGUUAAGUUUAUCUGAUGGAAACAAAAUCUGAAAAGAGAAGAUUGUGAGUCCCAUGAUGUAAGACAGUGUUUGGGUGAUUCCGUUUCCAUUGGUACUAAGCUAUAUCUGAGCAUAGAAUGGAAUUAAGAACUUCAUGAAAGAAGAACUGCUGUCUAGAGGGUUGAUGUCAGAUAGCCUGUGUCCUCACUGACAGUGGCUAUCCAUUCUGCCAACUCUGGUGGAAGAUUACACUUCUCAAAGUGAGUUCUUCAAUCCUGGAUCUUAAUAAUUAGAGUCUGCUUUAUUAAAUUAAAGGUUUCUGAAGUUCCUGAUAAAGAUGUCCUGUUUCAUAAAAUGUAUUUUAAUUGUAAUUUUGUUUUUACUGCCAGACUUCAUCCAUCCAAGAAGACUCAGAAGGUAGUGAGUAUGCUUUGGUAGUCAGAUUGUUUUUAUAUCUUAGGGAUUACUUUUUCACAGUUUCAGAAAGACAGGUUAAACACAUUGAUUAUUCCAAAUUAGAUUUAUUGGGAGGAUUUACAAUUUAGAAUUUAGAAGGAAUAAAGGCAGUUUUCAGUAGAAGAAUGGAAAAACUUUUCCCCUCAAACAUGCAUUAUUUACAAAAUGGAUUUGCAGAUUCUCAGUAUUGUCAGAACAAUAAUAUUGUGAAACAGUCAUUCCCAUGGGAAACCUCUAGAUCCAAUGUACAAUGAGAGGUUAGUUCUGGCUGUGAAUGAGAACAGUUCAGAGGCCCAAGCACAAAGCCAUUAGCUCCACUGCAGGCCUGAUUGUUAAUUAAGGGCCACCAUAACCUAUGAGAGGCAAAGAGUCUGUCCACUGGCUGUCUGUCCUUCUACUCCUUCUGUCUGGGUUUUGAAUCUCAGCUCUUUUCAUACAGAAGUAAACCCUCUUACCCACCCCUGGCCAGCCUCAGCCUCUCUGGGAAGAGUCCCUCAAGGUUUACACACAGAGGAUCUGUGUUUGGGUCUGUUCCUCCUCUCCUGAGGGAAGUGUGUGGAGGUUGCUGAGGGCAUGUGGGAGGGAAGCCACCCUCACUGCUUGCCUACACUUCUCUGCCCAGGUAUGUUUAAGUCUUUUGACCUCCGUACGAUAAUUAUGUUCGCCAUUGGUAGCGGGAUCCUGGCGGCCAUGCUCAUGCUGAUAGGACUGGUCCUCUGUCUUUACGUCAAACUCUUCAAGGCACUGAAAGCUGCAAAGGAAUGCUGUUCAAACAAGUUCCAGAGUAAGGGAAACCCACCUAAAGGCAUCACCGAGACUUCUCCUGCCCUCCAGUGCUGUGAUGAAUGUAGCAUGUAUACAGAUUAUGAUUCCCUGCCACCUUGCCUUUGUGGCACAAAUGAGGGACUCUGACAUGGGAAUGGUGGACAUAAAAAUCUUGAGCAACAUUUCUUUCUUAGUGGAAUGUUUUAUUAUUCAAGUUCUAUAGUGUUUACAUUAUACUACAUACUAUAAAAUGUUAUUUUAUGUUAUUUUAAAUAAAUGUACAAUGUUGAAAAUA
Marmota monax (woodchuck) is the source of this 16088-nucleotide messenger RNA. Its product is annotated as protein FAM24A-like. Bases 15602 to 15940 code for a protein of 112 amino acids. Lineage: Eukaryota; Metazoa; Chordata; Mammalia; Rodentia; Sciuridae. The record is from RefSeq and is a predicted model, not a curated record. The transcript has 2 exons.